AUGAACCUGAAACUGACAAUGAUGGACGAAGAAAAAGGAAAAUAAAAGUACCUACAAGAUUUCAAGAAGUUGUCCAGGGGAAAGAACUGGAAAGAAUUUUUCUAGAAGAAGGUGUUAUAGGUGAAGAUUCAACAUCAGAUUAUGAACAUGGUAAAGCAGAUCACUUAGAAGAUAAUGAAAUUAUUGGUCGCUUACAAAGUAAAGAUGGUGAUAAUCUUGGAGAAUUAAUUAUAGUUAACAGAGUCUCAAGUAAAAUGAGGAAUACAUUUAAGAAUGAAGUAUCAAGAAGAAGAAAAAAACAUGAAUGUGAAAUAUGUGGGAAGGAAUUCUUAUAUUAUGGUCGAUAUGAAAAUCAUAAAUCACUUCAUGAGAAUGGUAAAUUUCAGUGUAAUUCAUGCAUUUUUCGUGCUAGUAACAAAAUUUCCAUUGAACGACAUCAUAAAGUUACUGGUCAUAAUGGCUUAUCACAAUUACAGUGUGAAUCAUUUAAAGAAGAACCUCAACAAGAUAUAAUCAAUGUAGAACAAGAAACUGAUGAUACCAAUACUCCUCAAUCAAAUUCCACAGACACAGUAGGUUUAAAAGAGUGUUCUGAAGAUAGUAAGGAAGAUAGUCCUCAAGAUGCUUCUAGUAAAAAUUCAUGUGAAGUCUGUAAGAAAAUAUUCAAUCAUCCCAGCAGUCUCAUUUAUCACCGUGAAGCUGAGCAUAAUAAUGGCCAGCGUUUUGUAUGCAUCAAAUGUGAUAAGAGCUUCAAGCACAAACAGUUAUUGCAAAGACAUCAACUUGUACAUUCGGAAGAGCGACCUUAUCGUUGCAAACAGUGUGAUGCAAGCUUUAAAACGAGAGCAAAUCUUAUAAAUCACAUGCCUAUUCAUACUGGAGAAAAAAAAUACUUUUGUUCACAAUGUGGACAGACAUUUGCCCACAAAACUUCUCUAACAUUGCACAUAAGAUGGCACAGUGGUCAGAAACCGUUCCAGUGUGAUAUUUGUUUAAAGUCUUUCUCACAGAAAGGCAAUUUGGCUGAGCACAAGCGGAUUCAUACAGGAGAGAAACCAUAUAAUUGUGAACAUUGCAACAGAAAAUUCACUACCUCUUCUCAAUAUAAACUACACAUGAAACGACACAGUGGGGAGCGACCGUGGAGAUGUGAAUUUUGUCCAAAAACAUUUCUUCACAGGGAUACGUGGAAAUGUCAUACUAGACGACAUAAAAACGAAAAACCGUACCAAUGUGAGCAGUGCCUUAAAGGUUUUACUGAACAAUGUGCUUUGAAAAAGCACGAAAGAUUACAUACUGGUGAAAAGCCUUAUGUUUGUGAAUUCUGUAAUAGAGGUUUUGCUGAUUGUUCGAAUUUAGCGAAACACAAAAGAAUACAUGAAAACGAACCUAAUUUAAUCGAGACACCAGAAAUCAAAGUGUUAACAUCAUCGAAGGACGAUGAAAACGAUAUAUUUUAUGUUACAUUGGAUCCAAAUUCUUCAGAAAUUCAAUCGCCUUCAUUAGUGCAAAUUAUGGAGCAGUUGGAUACAAAAAAUAACGAAAAUGAUGAAGCGCACGCCAAAAUAAACAAUAUUUCUACUUUAUCUACUAAAAAUAAUGCAGUUAUACAACAAAUUAUCGAUCAAGAAGGAAAUACCAUGUCAGUUGCUCUACCAGACGGACAAAUGCUUAGAGUAGUUACUACAAUGGAAAAUGGAGAACAGAAUUUUAAAGGUUUAACAAAUGACGGUAGUUUAAUACCCCUAAAUGUUAAUUUUGAAGAUGAAAGAACGAUAUUCGGAAACGAACAAAUGAAUGUAACGUUAGACGAAAAAGAAAACGAAUUUGAAGAAUGGACUAAUAAGAAGAAAGAUGAUUCAAAAGUAGCAACAAUUCCACUUAUUCAAUUUUUGGAUAGUGACAUACAAAUUUUACCUGGACAGAAAAUGGAAAACAAUUUACAAUUACUGGUAGAAGGACAGAAUGUUUGUUUUGUAACGGCCUAUAAUUCAGAUGAUCCUACGAACUCACAGUAUUUAGCAAUGGCCUAACACAGCAGAAAAUAUAAACCCUGUUUUCAUUAUUAUCUUUAUUUAAUAGGCUAUUAUGACAACCUCAGCAUGUGGUGAUGGAGUAUAAAGCACAGUAUGAUUAUCAUUUUACGACUGAGCAUUAAAACUAUUUGAUGACAUUCUCUAAUAAAUUGUGUGUAAAUGAUCGAAGAAAUGCAACUUGUGUAAAAUAGUAGUUUGUUAAUUAAUUAUUAAUAAAAAAAUAAUUUAAAAGUAUGCCUUUUAUUUUGGCUUACGGCUGAAACGACUCAAAAAAGCACAAAUAACAUUUGAUACAAUUUUACAUUUACUAAAACAAAAAUAAAUUUAGUUUUUUGAGUGAUCUGAAUAGGUAUUGGCCUUGUACCAUUUUUUUUUAUUUCAAUAAAAGACUUAAAUAUAUGUAUAUAAAAAAAUAAAAUUAUGUUAUAAAUGACAAU
Molecule: messenger RNA, 2473 nt
Organism: Agrilus planipennis (emerald ash borer)
Lineage: Eukaryota; Metazoa; Arthropoda; Insecta; Coleoptera; Buprestidae
Product: zinc finger protein 436-like
Exons: 10
Coding region: 255-2033 (592 amino acids)
Biological process (GO): regulation of transcription by RNA polymerase II
Cellular component (GO): nucleus
Molecular function (GO): RNA polymerase II cis-regulatory region sequence-specific DNA binding; DNA-binding transcription factor activity, RNA polymerase II-specific
Source: RefSeq, a predicted model, not a curated record